Molecule: messenger RNA, 1731 nt
Organism: Magnusiomyces paraingens
Lineage: Eukaryota; Fungi; Ascomycota; Dipodascomycetes; Dipodascales; Dipodascaceae
Exons: 1
Coding region: 1-1731 (576 amino acids)
Biological process (GO): regulation of transcription by RNA polymerase II
Molecular function (GO): DNA-binding transcription factor activity, RNA polymerase II-specific; RNA polymerase II cis-regulatory region sequence-specific DNA binding
Source: RefSeq, a predicted model, not a curated record
AUGACGGAUAUUUGUUAUGAACCUCAACUCUUCUACCAACAAGUAGACACAGCCACCACCCAAGACUCGCAAUCACAGCAACAGUAUCCUGUAAUGGCUUAUGGGAAAAAGCCUUCCUUCUUCAACAAUAUGGUCAACUUGACCACUUUAAACUCUCAAGCCUCUCCAAACUACAUCCACAGCUCCCACCCAUCAACCUCAAUCAACACUGCAUCUGCCUCUUCUUCCCAUUCUAGCGAUGCUCCCUAUGACUACCUUCAGCAGCUGGACUGCCCCCCACUGAUGUACUCUCCGCGAUCCUCGGUUGUUUCGCCAGAAACAUCCAUCUUUACAUCUGCAUCCUCAACUCCAGACUUUCAACAACGACCCGUCUUUUCACAGAAUCAGACUGUUAUCAACAACCACCCCAUUCAAACCUCUCCUGAAGGCUUUGUAGUUGCCUUUGAUAACUCUCUGCCUUUCUGCGGCUCGUUUCUCCAAGACUCCAGCGCCCAACAGCUGGUUCCUGUUGGCGCUACCAUGGAUCCUGUCUACUCAUCUACUACUCCUGCUACUGCUUCUGAAAACUUUUGCGAUCCCAAAGCUAUUGCUUUCCCAGAGCAAAAACUGGAUCAACUUCAGUCUCAGGUCCCACAUUAUUCUAACGUGGCCAUGCCUCACUCUAUGAUGCCUAUUCAAAGUGAGACAUACGCAAACUUCGCACAUCCUUCUGCUUACUCGCAGUAUACAACAGCAAGAAUUCCUAUCCAACAACUUCCAACUGCCACUAAUGCUGCUGCUGCCGCAGCCGCUGCAGCUGCAGCUGGCACUCCCGUUCCAGACCUUCAGGACUAUUUUGUUCUUCAGUCUAACACUGUCGCUCAGUUCCCUCAGCCACUUCCAAGUCAAAUGCAAAGUCAGCCACAAAUGUUUGCAAGUCCCACAAUACAAUUCUAUUCCAAGCCUGCUGGUGUUCACAACUUUCAACCUGCUGCUCUUCCCAUUACUCCUGUUUCUCCCAACUCUACUUCCGUUUCUUCUAUGAUCACCACCACUAACAACUUCACCACUGCCCCCAUUCCAGAGGUCCCCAUAAUACUCAAGAGUAGCCAGCCUCAUACUUUCCCCACUCCUUCUCCAUCACCCGUCUCACUUAAACGAUUAAGAGAUGACGCUGGUAAUAAUGCAGGAAUUAUAGAUCUUUCCCAAGGAAGUGAAACCAAUGAGUCAAAUAUUAAUUUCAUUUCAUCUAAUAUUAAUAAGAAUGUCGAUGAAAACGCACAAAAGAGAAUUAAAAUGACCCAUCGCUCCCACCAUAUUCAUUCGGCUCAUCUUACUGAAUGCUCCCAUGAGCAUUACGAUUCCGAAUCUUCUUGUCUUGUCGAUUCAUGCAUUUCUAGUUCGGAAAUCUCCCAAUCUUCUACCGAAUCUAAUUCAAGGGCUAACUCUCCCAAACCAAGACGCGCUUCUCGCAAACCUUCUACGGUUGACGAAGAGUCCAAAACGUUUACAUGUGAGCACUGUGACCGCAAGUUCCGUCGUCAGGAACACUUAAAGCGACAUUUCCGAAGUCUCCAUACACGUGAAAAGCCCUUUGAAUGCAAACAAUGUGGCAAAACCUUUUCUCGCUCUGAUAAUUUGUCCCAACAUGCUCGUGUUCACACCAAGCAAAUCCCUUCAUCACCUGGCAAUAUAAGAGCUUGUAAUGGGCUUCCUUCCAAGAGAUUAAGAAAGGCUACUAUUAUUGUUUAA